AUGAGGGCUUUAUCUCUUUCUUUAUCCAAACGUGAACAGACAAAAAUCCCCAGCAUGGGAAUGCCAGCUUCUACACAAACUGUCAGUUAAAAAAAAAAUCCUUAGAUGACUUUGUUGUUAAAAAACAGUUUCUACUCUCACUCUCACUCUCCCCACUUCUUAUCAUCAACCGCCAUGGCAAUGUGUUCAAGCUUUUGUCCUCAGAUUCCUUACCAUCUUAAAGAGAAACCCUACUUUUCUUUUCCCUCAAAACCUUUGUUUUCUCCUGCUUUCAAGGUGUUCUCUUCUCUGGCGUCCAGUGUUUCAGCUAAAGACGCAUUGCCGGCUCGGAUUGGCUUUCUCGGUCUUGGAAUUAUGGGUUCUCCAAUGGCACAAAAUCUCGUAAAAGCUGGAUGUGAUGUGACUGUUUGGAAUAGGACCAAAAGCAAAUGUGAUCCUCUCAUCAGCUUGGGUGCACAGUAUAUGCCUUCUCCUGAGGAAGUGGCUGCAUCUUGUGAUGUCACAUUUGCCAUGCUUGCAGAUCCUGAAAGUGCAAUUGAUGUUGCAUGUGGCAAGAAUGGAGCUGCAUAUGGAAUUGGUCCUGGCAAGGGGUAUGUGGAUGUUUCAACAGUUGAUGGUGACACCUCCAAGAUGAUUAGUGCACAUAUCAAAGAUACUGGGGCAUUGUUUUUGGAGGCUCCUGUAUCAGGCUCCAAAAAGCCAGCGGAAGAUGGACAACUAAUAUUUCUUACUGCUGGUGACAAGUCUCUCUAUGACACAGUUGUGCCACUCUUAGACAUCAUGGGGAAGUCAAGGUUUUACCUUGGUGAUGUUGGAAAAGGAGCAGCUAUGAAACUUGUGGUCAACAUGAUCAUGGGAAGCAUGAUGGCCUCGUUUUCAGAAGGAAUACUUCUCAGUGAGAAAGUAGGACUUGAUCCUAAUGUACUAGUUGAGGUAGUGUCCCAGGGUGCCAUCAGUGCACCAAUGUACUCACUUAAAGGUCCAUCAAUGACUAAAUCACUCUACCCUACUGCAUUUCCCUUGAAGCAUCAGCAGAAGGAUCUGAGACUUGCUUUAGGAUUAGCAGAAUCUGUUUCUCAGUCGACCCCACUUGCAGCAGCCGCGAAUGAACUAUAUAAGGUGGCAAAAUCUCAUGGCCUUAGUGAUCAAGAUUUUUCAGCAGUUAUUGAAGCAUUGAAAGCUAAAAAGUGACAGCAAAAAACAAAAAAAGCUGUCUUUCACGAGAGCUAAUGUAUAAACACUUCCCUUUGUCAAAAUUUUCAGAAUAAAAGAUUAAGGGCCAUCAUUGUGCCUCAACUUCAUAAUGGGGCCAUUUCAAGCCCUAUGAAAAUAAUUGUGUUUCAGUGUGGAAGACUGCUUGGUCAUUUUAAAGCAGGCAUAUCACAUCCAAAAACCUGGAUAAAGUUAAGAAACUAUUCUUUCUGGUGAUUUUAUAGUUAUUUCAGAGGCUUAUAUCACAAUUUGGGGACCAAGAGGAUUUUCUUCUAUUAUAUGCAUGUUACUCCAUUUAUAAACAAAUC
Messenger RNA from Pistacia vera, 1520 nucleotides. Its product is annotated as glyoxylate/succinic semialdehyde reductase 2, chloroplastic. Gene Ontology annotation, molecular function: NADP binding; NAD binding; glyoxylate reductase (NADPH) activity. Bases 106 to 1191 code for a protein of 361 amino acids. Gene Ontology annotation, cellular component: chloroplast. NCBI's taxonomy places the organism in Eukaryota, Viridiplantae, Streptophyta, Magnoliopsida, Sapindales, Anacardiaceae. The transcript is spliced from 11 exons. The record is from RefSeq and is a predicted model, not a curated record.